Heterobasidion irregulare TC 32-1 is the source of this 330-nucleotide messenger RNA. RefSeq lists its product as uncharacterized. Lineage: Eukaryota; Fungi; Basidiomycota; Agaricomycetes; Russulales; Bondarzewiaceae. The record is from RefSeq and is a predicted model, not a curated record. The transcript has 3 exons. Bases 1 to 330 code for a protein of 109 amino acids.
AUGAGCGGCGCGGACGACCGACGACACUGCAAAGCGCAUCACCAAUCACGACGCAUCUCCACUACGUUAUUACCUCCCGUUUAUUCAUCUUGCUGGCUGCAUCACGGACUGGACGCCCUACUGUUAUCGCUUAUUCCCUAUUCCCCAUCCCGCCCCUGCUGCUUUGCAGCGCCUCUUUUUAUUCUCUCGUGUUAUUGCGACGGCCUUCGGCCGUCAGGUUCAUUCUCUUUUACCUGUUCCACCUUCCUCCAUGGGCUUUUUAUGUUUCUCUUUUUCCUCCCCCUCUCUCCUUUUCUUUCGUUCACGAGACGACGACGACGACGGUCAUGA